This is a messenger RNA of Lycium barbarum (goji berry), 1733 nucleotides long. Its product is annotated as heat stress transcription factor A-6b-like. The record is from RefSeq and is a predicted model, not a curated record. Gene Ontology annotation, biological process: regulation of transcription by RNA polymerase II. NCBI's taxonomy places the organism in Eukaryota, Viridiplantae, Streptophyta, Magnoliopsida, Solanales, Solanaceae. Gene Ontology annotation, cellular component: nucleus. Gene Ontology annotation, molecular function: RNA polymerase II cis-regulatory region sequence-specific DNA binding; DNA-binding transcription factor activity. The coding region runs from base 470 to 1579 and encodes 369 amino acids. The transcript has 2 exons.
UAAUGCUAUUAUUUUCAAAACCUGUAUUCAUCAAACUGUGACCUAACCAGCUCCUUUUUCCAUCUCUCUCUCCUCUCUCUUGACCCUCCAUUACAACAUAUUUCCAUCUCCUCCUCCAAAUCUAAAUCCAACUUCCUUAUUUUACAAACUCUUUUAGAUCUCUUUACCUCUCUAUAUAUUUUAUUUUCUUUCUCUACUCCUAUUUCUUCUUCAUUUUUUCAUCUUUAUCUUGAUUUUCCUAACUCCCAAACCUUUCUCUCAAACCCUAACUCCUUAAACCACCACAAAUCAAUAUACCCUUUGAAGAGAAGCUCCCAAAGAUGUUGUAGCUCUUCCUUUGAACUUCAAAGACACACUAUAUUUAUAUUAUCUUCAUUUGUUAUUUUCCUUUCAAGAUUUGUUAUUCUUUGAGCUUCACCUCAUAAGAUCUAAUUUUCUACCCCUUGUUAUUCAAGAUUCAUAAGUAUAUAUGGAUCCUAAUUUUGCCCCAAUAAAAGAAGAGUUUCCUGGAUCUAAUGAGACUUCUUCCUUUAUGUGGACUAAUCCUCAACCAAUGGAGGGGCUUCAUGAGAGUGGGCCUCCACCAUUUCUAACAAAGACUUAUGAACUUGUGGAUGAUCCAAACACAAAUGGUGUUGUUUCUUGGAGUAUAGGUAAUAACAGUUUCAUUGUUUGGGAUCCUCAGACCUUUGCCAUGAAUCUACUUCCAAGGUACUUCAAGCAUAACAAUUUCUCAAGCUUUGUCAGGCAGCUCAAUACUUAUGGAUUUAGGAAGGUUAAUCCAGACCAAUGGGAGUUUGCUAAUGAAGGUUUCUUGAGGGGACAAAGGCAUCUCUUGAAAACAAUUAGGAGGAGACAGACAAGUAAUUUCCAUCUUGGCCAAGCUUCAAAUCAAGGUAUAGACUCUUAUAUUGAAUUGGGAAAGCUUGAAUUAGAUAGAGAAAUUGAUCGAUUAAGGCGCGAGAAGCAGGUUUUGGUGAUGGAAUUGGUGGAGCUUAGACAACAUCAACAGACUACAAAAUCAUAUAUCAAAUCAAUGGAAGAAAAGCUUAAGAGAACUGAACAAAAACAGAAACAAAUGAUGAGUUUCUUGGCUAAAGCAAUGGAAAAUCCAAGGUUUUUGGAGCAAAUGAUGCAACAAAAGGAAAGAAGGAAGGAACUUGUAGAAGAAAUUAGGAAGAAGAGAAGGAGGCAAAUUGAUCAUCAAGAUCCUAGCAAUGUUGGACUUGGAGAAUUAGGCCAUAGUGUGAAUAAUAUCGAUGGAAAUGAUGUUAAUAUAAAGAUGGAACCUCAAGAAUAUUAUGGUGAAAUUUAUGGAUUUGAUGAUUUUGAAUUGGAGAGAUCACUUGAUCAUAUGAGCAUGCAAGGACCAAGUGGGAACAGAAUCAAUCUUGAUCAAGAAGACUACAAUAUUGAGAAUGAAGAUUUCGUAAACUUUGAAAGUGAGAAUAAAGCUAUUGAUGAAGGAUUUUGGGAGGACUUGUUGGAUGAAAAUGUUGAAGAUGAUAUCAAUUUACGUGAUAAUAAUAUUGAAGGAGGAAAUGUGGACAUUUUGGCUCAUCAGCUUGGAUUUUUUUAAUACGGCUUUUAUAUGAAUUUCUGAAUCCGCCACUGAUUGAGAGGCAUAAUUGUGUUCUUGUAAACUAGUACUUGAUUAGUAAAUCUAUGAAAUAUGAUUUUUUAUAGGCAAUAUGGCUGUUUGCUGGUGACCCAAUUUGGACAGAGCACUAUCG